Messenger RNA from Solanum stenotomum, 833 nucleotides. RefSeq lists its product as uncharacterized. The coding region runs from base 188 to 637 and encodes 149 amino acids. Lineage: Eukaryota; Viridiplantae; Streptophyta; Magnoliopsida; Solanales; Solanaceae. The record is from RefSeq and is a predicted model, not a curated record. The transcript has 2 exons.
AAAAAGUAAAACUUUUUUCUAUUAAAAAGAAAGAAAGAACUUAAAUCUCAUAUAUAAAAAAUUAAUUAAAAUUUAGGUCUCCAACUUAUUUUUUGCUUUAGGCCACUAAUUAGCCUGAGCAGUCACUGUGGAUAGCUAGCUAUUGAACAUAAGGAGAAUAGGAAAUCAGAAUUUCUUGUGAAAUUUGAUGGUACUAAUAUGGAAAGAAGAUGGAGAUUACAACAAAUUGUUGGUUAAGCUGUACUACAACUCUAUGCUCGGUACGCUUGUUUGGAAUGACGAACCAACUUCGAACAUUGAAGGAUGGGGUUUCGAUGAUAAUGAAUCUUGGAACAAACUGUGGGUUGUCGCACCUCCCCGGGAUAUCGAUAGAAUACUGGGACUAUCGAUUGAGGGUCAUAUCAUUGUUGAAUACGACGACAGACUAGUAUUCAUUAUUUGUCAAGGUCCUCAUGAAGUUUUUGUGGGGUCACCACAUAUCAAGAUUCAAAUUGGUGAGAGGAGGACGGACAUUGGGGAAGAGGGUUCAUUUGAGGUUCUAGAAAUGGAGGAGAGUCCAUUAGUCCUGGAAGGAAUGACUAUCGUACUUGAUGACAGGAGCUGGAGUUAUCAGGAUAUAAGAGAUUACAUCAACUAAACAGAGAGAUCAUUUGGAUUUUGUUGGCCUCCGUAGAUAUUACUUCUACUAAAAUACAAAGAGAUGAAGAGAUGUAAGUCAUUGUCUGUUCUUAUAAAUUCUUUCUUGUUAUAGAGAGAAACAUUACUUUACUCUCAUGCUUGCAAUUUUGAUAUUUCUCCGACGGCUUUAACAUUUUUGUAAUGGCUAUAUUGUU